Molecule: messenger RNA, 3658 nt
Organism: Diabrotica virgifera virgifera (western corn rootworm)
Lineage: Eukaryota; Metazoa; Arthropoda; Insecta; Coleoptera; Chrysomelidae
Gene: Gnf1
Product: replication factor C subunit 1
Exons: 14
Coding region: 174-3527 (1117 amino acids)
Biological process (GO): DNA repair; DNA replication
Cellular component (GO): nucleus; DNA replication factor C complex
Molecular function (GO): DNA clamp loader activity; ATP binding; ATP hydrolysis activity
Source: RefSeq, a predicted model, not a curated record
UAGUCCGAACGCACCGAUCAUGGUACGAUUGUAUGAGAAAACAGAAGAAAAUGACAGUGACCAGUGACAGUUAUUGACAAAAAAAGUGCGCGAUCGCGAACGCGAAUGUUAUGAAUGAAUAUAUAAAAUUUGGUUUUUCUUUUCACUAGCUUUACCGGAAAAUAAACAAAUUCAUGAUGCCAAAGGAUAUCAGAUCAUACUUCACCCCAGUUUCAAAAAACAAUACACCAUCCAAGGCAGCAAAUCAAAAGAAAAAAUCUAAACGUUUAAUAGACUCUGACGAAGAAGACGUGAUUGAAUCUACACCUGAGCCAUGUAAAGUGAAAUCGUUUUCUAGUAAAAGGAAGCCGGAGGCUGUAUUGUUGAGUUCUGAUUCCGAAGAGGACAAGCCCAAAAAACCAGUUAAAGAUCCAACAAAAUUAAAACCAAUAAAUAUAGAUGAUGUUUUUAGCAGUAAACCCAUACAACAGGCUAAGAUAAAAGAACUUCCUAAAGGUGAAGCUGUUAUAGUUGAACACAAGGACAAAUCGCAUAAACAUAAAAAGAAAAAGACUAAAACAGAAAUAGGAGUACAUGAAGAUGAAGCUUUUGAGAAAACUCUCAUGGAACUGGAUGAUGACUUACUUGCAGAUAACUUGGAUAUUCUGGAUAAAACAGCAGAUGAUGCUUUAAAUAUAAAAACUACGCAUAGAGAAGGCGUAAAGACCAAAUCUAAAAAAGGUUCCAAUAACAAAGAUACCCCAGUUAAAGAUAGUAAAAGGGAAGAAAAACAUGAAGACGAAAUUAAAAAGAAAAAGAUGGAAACUGAAAGUGAAGUACACACUGAUGAAGAUUUUAAUAAAACAUUGAAAGAUCUGGAUACUGAAAGUUCAAAGAGCAAUCAAUCUUGUACAAAACCUAAAAUUGUUGUUGAUGAUGUUGAACCUAAACAAAGCAGUUCCAAGGAAAAUUCUCCAAAUAAGUCGAAUGAUGAGAAAAGAACUAAAAGACAUAGAUCUCCAUCUAAAGGGACUACUCCCAAAAAACCUAAACUGGAACAGAGUGAUCCAGAUAUUGAUCCUGAUCAAGAAGCAUUUGAAAAAAGAAGGUAUUCGGCCAUGCUAUAUCAAAAGUACAAAAACAGAGGAGGUCCUAAAAUGCAUGGACAAAAAGAACUGCCAAAGGGAAACCCAGAUUGUCUCAAAGGUAUAACGUUUUUACGAACUGGUGUACUGGAUUCUAUAGAUGGUGAGGAAUUUCAAAAUUUGGUUGUAGAACAUGGAGGAAGAGUUGUACAUGCUGUGUCAAAAAAGGUAAAUUAUCUGGUGGUUGGGGAGGAACCUGGCCCUUCAAAGUUAGACAAAGCUAGAGGUUUUAAAAUACCCGAAAUAAAUGAAGAUCAAUUUCUGGACUUAAUUUUAAUAAAAUCAGGUAUGAAAGCAAAGUACUAUCACAAAGAUUCGUCGGAUUCUGGAGUUUUUGAGGAAGAUAUUGAUAAUGACAAGAAAAAUAAAAAACAAAAAGAAGAACAUGAAAAAAACAAAGUGCCAAGAAAUGAAGAAAAACAUUCUAACAAAGGAAAACGAAGUGAGAGUUCACCAAAAGAUAUCAAAAAGAGUUCUAUGAAGAAUAAAGAAAAGCAGACAAACGGCAACUCAUCAAAACCUGAUACUAAGGAAGAAAAAAUUGUUACUUCUAAAUUUUUCGACACAAAAAAGACCAGUGCAGAAACUAAACAAUCAACAGAUUUCUUAAAGACGUCAAGCUUCUACUCUAAUAAAGAAAAAAAACCUGAAAAACAGCCAGUAACUGAGAAUAUAGAGUCACCUAUAACAGUUUCUGAUUUAUCUAUGACUUGGACUGAAAAGUAUAAACCAACUGAUAUCAAAAGCGUUAUUGGUCAACAGGGUGAUAGUAGUAAUUUGGGCAAACUGAAGAAGUGGUUAUCAAAUUGGUAUAGAAAUCAGUUACCCGAAGUUAGAAAAAAAAUACCUAGACCUUCGCCAUGGGCCAAAAAUGAUGAUGGAGCCUAUUAUAAGGCAGCUUUGUUGAGUGGUCCACCAGGUGUAGGAAAGACCACAACCGCAACAUUAGUGUCCAAAGAACUAGGUUUUGACGUCGUUGAAUUUAACGCAUCCGAUACCCGAAGCAAAAAGCUGUUACAUGAAGAAGUAGCGCAGUUAUUAAGCACAACAACAAUUGCAGGGUUUGCAGCUGGCAAAACAAAAACUGAUAAAAAGCGAGUUCUUCUUAUGGAUGAAGUUGAUGGUAUGGCAGGAAAUGAAGAUAGGGGUGGUAUCCAGGAACUAAUAAAUCUCAUAAAAACAACCAGUGUACCGAUUAUUUGUAUGUGUAAUGACAGGAACCACCAAAAGAUGAGAUCAUUAGUUAAUUAUUGUUUUGAUUUACGAUUUAGUAAGCCCAGAUUGGAGCAAAUUCGGGGUGCUAUGAUGUCUAUUUGUUUCAAAGAAGGUCUAAAGUUAUCUCCAAAUAUUUUGUCAGAAAUAAUAUCUGGAACAGGCUGUGAUAUUCGGCAAACUUUGAACCAUCUCACCAUGUGGUCGGCCCAAAAAGACAAUCUCACUCUCGAGGAAGUUCAGAACAAAGCAAAACAAUCUAAAAAAGAUACUGUUCUGGGUCCGUGGGAAGUGGUUAGAACAGUUUUUACUGAAUCUGAAAAGAAGAAUAUGAGCGUAGCUGAUAAAGCUAGAUUAUUCUUUUACGAUUACAGCAUGGGGCCACUUUUUGUGCAAGAAAAUUAUUUGGGAGUCACACCUAAUUGCCCAAAGUCUGAGGUUAUGAAACGGGUAGCACUAGCUGCAGAUUCCAUUAGCAGAGGUGACCUAAUAGAUGCAAAAAUCAGAGGAUCCAAUAAUUGGGCCCUUUUAGAAAGUCAAGCGUUUUUCGCUUCUGUUCUGCCCGGUCAUUAUAUGUCCGGACAUGUUUCCAGUAGGAUCAAUUUUCCAGGAUGGUUAGGAAAAAAUUCAGCAGCAAAUAAACGUAAAAGAAUGCUUAAUGAACUACAUGUUCAUACAAGAAUGAGUACAUCAGGAAGUCUUUUGGCUAUGAAAUUGGACUACAUCUUGCCGUUGAGAAAUGCCAUAAUAACGCCUUUGUUAAAAGAGGGAGUAAAUGGUAUCCAAGAAGCAAUAGGCGUAAUGAAUGAUUAUAAUUUGUUAAGAGAGGACUUGACCAACCUCUUAGAGCUGUGUCAGUGGAAAGAUAUGAAGAAUCCCUUCAAUGAUAUUGAAGCAAAGGUAAAAUCCGCUUUUACACGGGCCUACAAUAAAUCAGCAAAACAGUUACCAUUCGCCCCAGGAACCGGUUUUUCCAAAAAGAAAUCAUCACAAGUUGAUGAUCCAGAAGGUGAAGAUAAUUUACUUGAAUCUGAUAAUGAUGAGGCCGAUGAAGAAAAUGAUGAUGUAACGCAUGAUGCUCUCAUUAAAGUUAAAACAGGAAAUAAAAAAGAAAAUGCCAAAGCCACAACAAGUAAAUCCAGUGAAAGCUCAAAGGGUAAAGGAAAAGGCAAGGGAAAGAAGUCUAAUUAAUUGUUGUUCGAACUACUUUUUAUAUUUGAUCUGAACAAUUUUACUUUUUUGCUUUUUAUUUGAAUAUAGUGUCGCAUUUUUUUACAAUUUUAAUGUUUUCUCUAUAAUAAAUACUGUUAUAUUCUUGAUAA